This is a messenger RNA of Ixodes scapularis (black-legged tick), 831 nucleotides long. RefSeq names its product glutathione S-transferase Mu 4-like. The record is from RefSeq and is a predicted model, not a curated record. The transcript has 2 exons. Gene Ontology annotation, biological process: glutathione metabolic process. The coding region runs from base 44 to 739 and encodes 231 amino acids. NCBI's taxonomy places the organism in Eukaryota, Metazoa, Arthropoda, Arachnida, Ixodida, Ixodidae. Gene Ontology annotation, molecular function: glutathione transferase activity.
UCGUCACGAGACACGACGCUCAUACGCUGUCCCGUCUUCAACCAUGUCUAGGCUGAACGACCAUAACCCGGAGAGCGGCAGGCCUACGCUGGCCUACUGGAACACCAGGGGUCUGGCGCAGAGCAUCCGCAACCUACUCAUCUACAAAGGCGUCGAGUUUCAUGACAGGCGCUUUGAGUUCGGCCAGCCUCCGGACUUCAGGAACAAGGAGUGGCUCAAGGAGAAGUUCACUCUGGGUCUCACGUUCCCCAACUUACCGUACUACAUCGACGGCAACGUGAAGCUGACGCAGAGCCUGGCAAUCUUGCGGCACCUAGCCAGGAAGUACGACCUCGACGGAAGGACGGAAGAAGAGACCACGGAACUGGACAUGUGUGAGCAGCAGGCAAGAGACCUGAUCGUGGGCUUGGUAAUGACAGGAUACAGUCCAAACUUUGAGGAUGCACGCAAGAAGUUCGAAGAAAAUUUGAUCAACGUGCUAGAACUCUGGGCCAACCACCUGCAAGGGCGCAAGUGGACCUUGGGCGACCGUCUGACCUAUGUCGACUUCUUGCUCUACGAGGCCCUGGACUGGAACUACGAGCUCCAUCCCGACGCAUUCGAGAUCCACCCCGAACUCCUAGAUUUCCUCAAGAACUUCGAAGAACUUCCAAACAUCAAAGAGCACAUGACGACAGAAAACUAUCGCAAGUGGCCGAUAACAAGUCCCAUGUGCCGGUGGGGAUACAGAAAGGCCUAGUUUUUGUACUUCACAUAUCACGUUGUUUUUCGCAACCAAAUCAGUUUUAUAAGUGCAUAAAUAUUUUCGGACAUAAAUUUGCUCACCCAAAA